AUGGGGAAGAAUGGGGAGGAUGUACGGGCAGAAAAGUCCGAUCAGACAAGAAUCAAAGGGCAGGAGAAGGCAGUGAUAGUGGGGAGACGGGGAUACAGGGCAAUAAGUAAAGCGCGCGAGAUCGUGAGAGGUGGUGACGAUAAUCAAAUCACUAUGAUGAAUGGGAUCGGGUCAGGAAGCUAUUUUGAAACGGGUAAAGAGAAGUCAAACGGGUUGGAGGAAGAGAAGAUGGAUCUUGGAUCCUUGAUGCAGACUCAGACGCAGCUGAAGAUGGAGAGCACCUCGCUGGCGCCAAAUCAGAUUCCUGCUAUGAACGAUCUCUCUUCAGACGAGGACGACAUGCAGAAAGCCAAGCUUGCUGGAAUCUCAGAGGAAGCUGACGACGAGGAUGAUGACCAAGAUGAGGAAGCGGUGGACUACUUCGUCACUGAAGACUUCGUGUCGGGCGGUACAUCUGGGGCACACUGCUGCUGCUGUCAUGGCAUUUCAGCAGAGAAGCUGGAGGGAGCACAUAGAAUCAACAACAAGGACGGUUCCUCUUACAAUGGGGAGUGGGUUCAGGGGAAGUGGGAGGGGAACGGAAGAUGGUCCCACCAGGACAGCGGGACGUACGAUGGGAUGUGGAGAGAUGGACUGUUUCAAGGCAGUGGGAUCUUCAUAUUCCCCGACGGAGAUAUGUUUGAGGGGAAGUUCAGAGGAGGCUGCCCCAUCGCCGGCUUGUUGACGAAAGCCAACGGCUUGAGAGCUAAGGUGACCUUCGAUGGGAAGCGAACGAUCUUCGACAAGAAUCUCACGCCUUUGAAGCAAACCGUCCUGAAAGGUCGGCUUGUUGCAGCCGAAACUCUCUAUUUCUGGGGACUGACUGUCCUUGGGCACAGAAAGAAGACGGAACUCGUUAUGAGGGGGAAUGGAAGAGAGUGGAAGAACGGGCUGAUCUUUGGGAGAGGGAACUUCAAGUUUCCCAACGGAAAAGAAAUCAUGGCAGACUUCGAAGACUCUUGCCCUGUAGCAGGGACAAUAAAGGCCAAGAAGCUGGCUUCACGGCAAAGAGUCAAAUUCGAUGGGAAGACAAGCGUGUUUGACCCCAACUUCUGGAAUUCUCUCAAGCUCGCUCCCAUGAUGUUAACGGACGAGGAACCGACGGAUAGUCUGCUGACAUCCAAACAAUCACCCAAUGGAUGGCAAACCGGCAUGGGUUCGAGCUCUGAAUCGAUCAUGAGACUCCUCAAGAAGUCCGGAUCUCAUGCGGAGCACAUCAAGAACCGCAACCCGCACGAGCCGAGGAAGCGUCUCGUCACUUUCGGCCCUGGGGUGUAG
Messenger RNA from Guillardia theta CCMP2712, 1317 nucleotides. RefSeq lists its product as hypothetical. The transcript is spliced from 18 exons. Lineage: Eukaryota; Cryptophyceae; Pyrenomonadales; Geminigeraceae. The coding region runs from base 1 to 1317 and encodes 438 amino acids. The record is from RefSeq and is a predicted model, not a curated record.